AUGAAGUACAAGCGCAUGCCCAUCGAGAUCGAGUCGCCAGAGGAGUACGGCUACGAGAAGAUAAAGUACAAUCUUUCCGAGAGCUCUGUCACAGAUGAGACCAUCGAGUCUCUAGGCCUCCAGGUCCCAAACCUCACCCUUCUCUAUAACGAGCACCGAGGCGGACGUGCACUGCGGAAGUUAAUCGCCAACGAUGCCAACGUUGGCCCCGACGAGGUCCUCAUCACCUCGGGCGCCGCUGGUGCCCUAUUCAUCAUCACCACAUCGCAGCUCUCCACUGCCCCCGGCCCUGGGUCCGAGCUGAACCACCUCGUCGUUGUUCGGCCCAACUACGCCACGAACCUGGAAACCCCCAAGGCCGUAGGCUGCGAGAUCUCGUACAUUGACGUAAAUUUCGAGUCAGGGUUCCAGCCUAACGUCGACGACAUCGAAGCGGCUAUCAAGCCCAACACUCGCCUUGUCUCCGUAACGUGUCCGCACAACCCUACCGGCUCUACCUUGUCUCGGGAGGCCCUUGACCGACUCGUCACAAUCACCAAGAACAAGAACAUCCUCUUGCUCGUGGACGAGACGUAUCGGGAUAUUACCUUCGGCGAGAAGCUCCCUGUAGCAGCCUCCCUAGGGGAGCAUGUUCUGAGCGUUAGCUCAUUGUCAAAAUCGUUCGGAAUUCCCGGAAUACGAAUUGGGUGGCUGAUCACCACAAACAGGGAACUCCAAGAAACCUUCCUGGCAGCAAAGGAACAGGUCAGCAUCAGUGGCAGCGUCAUUGACGAGUGGAUCGCCACCCAGGUUCUCUCGCGGAGACAAGAGAUUCUGGCUCGCGAGGACCUCCUGGAAUGGGUUAAACCUGCCGGUGGUGUUGUGUGCUUCCCGAGGAUUAAGAAAGAGCCUAAGGGCGGACUGCCUGCGUUCUAUGACAGGCUGCUGAACCACCAUGCAACAUAUGUUGGUCCAGGUCACUGGUUCGAGAUGCCUGAUACCUUCUUCCGGCUUGGAUUUGGCUGGCCAACGCGUGCCGAGCUGGCGGGUGGUAUGGAGGCUAUCUCGGCGGCACUACGGGAUGAAUAA
Aspergillus puulaauensis is the source of this 1068-nucleotide messenger RNA. RefSeq lists its product as uncharacterized. Gene Ontology annotation, biological process: biosynthetic process. The coding region runs from base 1 to 1068 and encodes 355 amino acids. NCBI's taxonomy places the organism in Eukaryota, Fungi, Ascomycota, Eurotiomycetes, Eurotiales, Aspergillaceae. The transcript is spliced from 2 exons. The record is from RefSeq and is a predicted model, not a curated record. Gene Ontology annotation, molecular function: pyridoxal phosphate binding; catalytic activity.